AUCACUCGCAAGUACCACCGAACGACGACACGAAAAAAAACUCGGCUUAACUAACAAGCGUAUUGUUGUCCUUUUCAAUUUCAACAAUUGGGUUAAAUUGCCUUUGAUUGGUCAGUCAUGUGCUAGAGAACAACAUACAUCGACAUGGAAGAUCGGCUAAAUAGUGUUAGAAAAUAUUUCAAAAAAAAAUCCAACGAUUCGGAAUUUGUUCAAAGGUUCGGCGGGGUGCCACAAAUUGGCUUCCGAAUUUCGUUUUGUGAGAGUACUAAGGAACUUAAAGUGAAAGUUAUAGGUGCUAGGCAACUGCCUACUGACUAUGGUAGUGUUAAACCUCAAGGGUACUUAGUCAAGGUAACAUUCUACCCAAGUAAACAAAAAUUCGAAACCAAAACAGCGAAAGACUCAUGGCCAACGAUCAACGAAGAAUUUUCCUGUAUUUUAUUACCGGUAAAGAAAAUCGAUGAUUUCUUUAAGGGCCAGUUUAUUUCUUUUACUGUAUACGCUGCUCUAGGAAAAGAAGAAGAGGAGCAAAGGCAGAAGGAAAAGCCGAAAAGUAUAUUAAAAAGGUACUUUUCAUUUAGUGAUGGCGAAGAAAUUAUUUCGUUAAGGAACAAUAGUUUUAGGAGAUCUGGCUCUCAGAGAAGAAGUAGUUAUAAUAAUAGUUUGAGCAACAGAAGGACUGUAGGAGCUGUGACUUACAAUUUAGAUAGGAAAUUAUUUACUCAAAAGCUUAGGACAGGCGAGAUAAGCACGCCAGAUAUUUGGAGAAAUAUUACCGAGAUUACUAGUGGAAUACAAACGCAACCGAGAGAUGGACCAAAAGGUAGCAUAGAACUGACUCUACAAUAUGGAGUAAGUGAAGAUGGAACCAACGAUGUAGUGGAGGUCACAGUGACCAAAUUUAGAUGUAGUUUACAAACGAAUGCAACUUCAUGAGAAAAUUGGAGGCCAGUUUGUAUAUCAAAAUCACAGCUUUCGAAGACGAGGACCUUGUACAAAAAAUGAAAAGCGACAAGUUCGAGCCUACCAUCAGUUUAAAGCUAGAGGCCAACACGGCCACUUUAAGAGCCACAGUAGACAAAUACAAUUUGGAAGAAAUGAAGAUUCUCAUAAGACUCAUGUCCAGAAAUAUUGUAGGAAAGAAAACCUUAUUAGGAAAGAUAGAAAUUGACAGGAAUAGCAGCUUUUGGAAAGAAAUUGUCGCCAAUCCUUCAGUCGCCAUUACGAAGAUGGUUAAUUUUGAAUAGAUUUUUUUUAUGAAAAAAACAGUUUAUAGCUGAUAUAUUACUCCUUAACAGUAUAUGGAAUUUAUAACGCAAAUUCAGACGAACUUAUGAGUUACGAAUUGUUCCUCAAACUUUUUUUAAACAAUAAAUUUAAAUAGAAAGCUUUUACAAAAACACUGUUGACUGUCUUUCUUGCACUUUUUAAUAUCUGUAAUUGACUAAUAAUAGAUCAGCUACAAAUUACACCAUUUUUAUAUUGUUUUUUAUACAAUGGUAUUUUACCUGUUUCUUAAUUUUAUUUUAGAGUAACUUUUGUUGUAUAAGUAAUAAUAUUUGCUCACUUUUACUCUAUAUAGAUAUUAGAUUUGUGUGUGACUGUAUUUGAUAAAAAUAUUUGUUUUGAAUUUUUGGACUACGUUCAUAUGAAAUACAUAACCUUAUGCUUCAAUACUACCCAAAUAAGUUUAUUUAUAUUUUAGAAUUAAGACAUCUGACUCUCCUUUCCCCUCCAAAGUGAAUAUUCACUCAUCCUAGAACGGGAUAUCUAAGGAGGUUGUCUUCAAUAAAUACCUACUUUGCAUUACUCAUUGUCUUCUUAUUUAUAUCUCAAUAUCACCUUAUUUGGAUUUUGGUUGUAUUUAACACACCAACUAUUCUUGCUAGGUAUCGACCUAGUCUUCUUCUUAGGGUGCAUGUCCGUUCCGAACGUUGGCAAUCAUUCUGGCUAUGAUGAUUUUGUUUGGUUGCUAUAUGAAAUAGCUGUUUGAGAGUCUUUCUAUACCAUGCUCUCAGGUUAGCAAGCCAGGAUAGUCUUCUUCGUCCUGAGGCUCUUUUUCCUUCAAUUUUACCCUGCAAAAUGCAUUGGAGUAGCUCGUAUCUGCCUUGAUUUCUCAUAAUAUGUCCCAAGUACUCCAGCAAUAAACCUGAUUUAUUAACUAGUAUAAGAACUAGUCUGUUAUGUGCCACUGAAUUGCUCUUUGUGCACAGUAUAGUCUUGGUAUAGCUUGUUCUUGUCAUUUUUAAAUAGACUAUCAGGGAAAUAGUAUUGGUUACAAUCUAUAGAUUAAGCCUUCUGUUAAUAGAGUGUCUGUCCUACUGAGUCAGCCGUUUCUUAAGAUCAGUUACGAUAAAUUCCUAUCACUCCACGGUAAAUGUUGAAUCGUUUCUUGGAUUUGAUAUCCAUAUUGACAUAAGUUGCAGGGUUAACAUUUUUUAUAAAACUAUCAGUUAAUCCAUCACUGCUGUCUUCAUCUAUGACAUCAAUAUUCUUGACUCUGCGCGACUUUGCAAAAUGGUUUAAAAUCUCACAUUACUUACAUUUCUUUUCAUACGCUGGGCAUUCUUUGGUCCCCAUGGGUUAAUUGACAUCGUUUGCACUUAAAUUUUUUAUUAACAUUGGCUUCGUAUUGGCUUUAAUACUUUUAGAGUUACUAUAGUUUCUGUGGCCCUGGAACUUAUCUUUAUUGCUUUCUUUAUGAAGUUCUCCUAUAUCCACAUCUAUUCUUUCUUUGUGAAAUUUCAAAUUUUGGUUCUUACUUUGCUCACUAGUUCUACAAAAUUCGAUGUAAGAAACUGCUCAAAUAACUCUCCUUCUUUGUAAACCCCUGGUGAUAAAAUUGUAUCUUUUAAACGAUUCGUUCAUUCUUAGAUUAACAUAUUUGUCGAUUAGUGACACCAUCAAGUCGUACUUAUUAGUUUCGGCUUCUGGGACGGCGAAUGUGGACAUAACUUUGGCAAACUCAGUCCCAAUUAUUUCUUAAAAUUGACAGUUUUAUUCUAUCUGCUAACUGGCCUUGUCCUUUUGAAACUGGUUUUCCAAAACUUCCAUUCUCUUGCCGCAUUUUGACCCUGUAGGUCAAAAUCUGGUGGAAAUUUUACACUUAUUCCCAUUGCCAUUUUAAGUUAUGCUACCCCGUACCUCACUACUUUCUCCAAGUUGGUUUUUAUGAUGAAAUUUAGUUUAUACUAUUUAGUAAGUUUUAUGACUAACAAAAAGCUUUGUGUAUUUCAAGAUAAGCAAACUAAAAUGUUUCCCAUUGUUGUUUGCGUCUUUGAAGGCUUUCGCCUGUCUUUGUUUACUGACAUACCUAUUAAUUUGACCCAAAUCUUCUUUUUGGAUUAAACAGUUGCGAAUAACACUCUAGAUCUACAGCACAUUGUUGUUUUUGAUCGCUGCACUGACUUGGCCAUAAUAAAUAUUAUGCUUAUUAUUAUGCGAAUUAAUGCUUUAACAAUACAGAAAUUCGGAUUUUUCUACUCUUUUGAAACCUACAAAAGUAGCUGAAACCACUAUAAUUCGUAAACAAAUAUUGAGGUUUCAAUAUUUGUGGUACAAUCUAUAUACCUAUUCGUCCAAUGACUUAGGAGUAAUGUUGUAUAAAAACAAAGAGGUCAUAACAAGCAAUGAGGACUCAACUGAACACCUGAGAUCCUUAAGGAACGACUCGUAUAAUUACUAGACGCUCACUUUGCCAUUCCUAAUACCAUUCGAUCAGAUCUGCACACAUGCCUGGUUGAAAAACUCCACCUUGCUGGAUUGCCCUCACCUUUCGUUAAACUAAUAAAUUUCUAUCUCUUCAAUCGGACGUUGGAUCAAAGUUGGCAACAUUUUAUCCUAACCCUUUACUCCACAAGCUGGAGUACCCUAGCUCCAAAUACUAUACACAGUCUAUAACAGUGACAUCCCUUGCCCGCAGUAUAGAUCGGAAACCUUUCUUCUGUAUGCUGAUGAUACUGCUCUCAUCACGUCGGGGCCACAUAGAGAGCGUGGAGAAAUGUCUGUAUUCAAAAGAGCUCAAAACUAUCUAAAUCUGGUCAUUAGGUGGUGCCAUAAAUGGAGAAUGACUGACUAUAAACGCCUCCAAAACACAACUUAUAUAUUCAAAUCUUCCAACUGUCGUGAUGUUCAAGGCGGAAUAACCGGA
Molecule: messenger RNA, 4150 nt
Organism: Diabrotica balteata
Lineage: Eukaryota; Metazoa; Arthropoda; Insecta; Coleoptera; Chrysomelidae
Source: the annotation of a GenBank genome assembly